This is a messenger RNA of Populus nigra (black poplar), 654 nucleotides long. Its product is annotated as dual specificity phosphatase Cdc25. Bases 101 to 493 code for a protein of 130 amino acids. Gene Ontology annotation, molecular function: protein tyrosine phosphatase activity. Gene Ontology annotation, cellular component: nucleus; cytoplasm. Lineage: Eukaryota; Viridiplantae; Streptophyta; Magnoliopsida; Malpighiales; Salicaceae. The record is from RefSeq and is a predicted model, not a curated record. The transcript has 3 exons.
GUAAAACAUAAAGCCAUUUUACCUCGACUUUCUUGGUCUCUUUGCUCAAUUGCUCCAGCAGACAAGCAAGGAAAAAGAAGUGAGGAGGUUGCAGCAAGCCAUGUCUCGUGGCAUAUCAUACAUAACAGGGUCUCAACUUCUGUCUCUUAGGCGCCUUCCAAAUAUUGCAAUUAUUGAUGUCAGGGAUGAUGAGAGGAGUUAUGAUGGACAUAUAGCAGGGUCUCUGCACUACGCGAGCGAUACGUUCACAGAUAGGAUCUCUAAUCUUAUUCAAGAGGUUAAAGGGAAAGAUACCCUUGUUUUCCAUUGCGCUUUAAGCCAGGUUCGUGGCCCGACUUGUGCACGAAGGCUUGCCAAUUACCUUGAGGAGGUGAAAGAAGAUGGAGGAAUAAAAAACAUUAUGGUAUUGGAACGUGGCUUCAAUGGCUGGGAAGCUGCUGGUAAACCUGUUUGUCGCUGCACUGGCAUUCCCUGCAAGGAUGAAAGUGCUUAGAUUUCUGAUUGAACCAUAUCCUUGUUGUGGAGGAGAAGGCAGAAUAUAAUUUUAUUAUCAUAAACUUGCUAUAUUUACCGAUUACAUUUCAAUGUUCAAUUUCAACUUGAUGAUGGGCAAACUACAAAUUUGGUAUCCAACUUUUGAUUAGUUUUCGAUUU